AUGACGUCGAUAAGAGCGCGAGAGCUCAUUGCGGGAAAUGCAGAAGGAGAUGUACUGGCCAGCAGCGUGGCUCUCAGUUUCUGGGGCGGCGUGGACCCCGAGACGGGAAUCGUGAUCGAUAGCCAUCAUCCCCUCGUCGGGCAAUCGGUGGCUGGAAAGGUCCUGGCCAUCCCAAGUGGCCGUGGAUCAUGCACAGGGAGUGGUGUGAUUCUGCAAUUGCUGCUGAACGACUGUGCGCCAUGUGCUCUUAUCUUCGGACGACAAGAGAUGAUCUUAACUAUUGGUGUCCUUGUCGCCCAGGAGAUAUUUGGAAAGAGCAUUCCUGUUCUACAAGUGCCGAUGUAUUCGUUGACCACCAUUCAAAAUACGGAGCACGUUCAAAUUUCCAAUGGGGAGAUUUAUCGAAGGACGAUUUCCCAUGCAGAACCGAACAUUUCUCCCUUAUCUCUUCCCCAGCCUGAUUAUUCGUCUAUCCGGAUGUCCUCAUUUGACCGAGAACUGCUGGAUGGAUUGCACGGGAAAGCGGCACAGCUUGCGAUGCGGGUGAUUCUUCGCACCGCACUUUUUCAAGAGGCGUCCACGGGAUCUGAGAUUGAGAUGAUCGACAUCUCAAACGCUCAUGUUGACUGCUGCAUAUACACUGGGCCCGCCACUUUGGAGUUCGCUCAACGACUGAAAGACCUAGGAGGCAAAUUUCGCAUCCCAACAUCUCUGAACUCAAUUUCUAUUGACCAAAGACUCUGGCGCUCGCAGGGGGUCGACCCGGCACUCGGAGAACCCUCCGAGGAGCUCGCACAGGCAUAUGUGGAGAUGGGAGCGCGUCCAACAUUCACCUGCGCCCCAUACCUCCUCGAAAGUGCCCCACAACUGGGUGAGAACAUUAUGUGGGCCGAGUCAAAUGCGGUGGUCUUCGCCAAUAGCGUGUUGGGGGCGAGAACCAUCAAAUGUCCCGACUAUCUUGAUGUUUGUGUUGCGUUGACGGGAAGGUCUUUUAAGGCUGGCAGCCUGAUCAGCGAAAAUCGAAAGGCCCAAGUGGAAAUUCACUUUGAAUGCCCGGAAGAAACUGAUGAUACCCUCUUCCCGUUACUUGGAUACCUUACCGGGGACAUCGCUGCGGACUGCAUUCCGAUUAUCACAGGUCUGGAGCGGCGACAUGUCACCAUCGAGGAUCUAAAGGCUUUUGGAGCUGCAUUUGCGACAACGUCUAGCGCGCCUAUGUUUCACGUAUCUGGGAUUACGAUAGAGGCUCGAACCCCGGGGGAAUUAGAGGCACAUCUCAAGCGCACGUCAAAGGUCACAGUCACGCGAUCAGAUCUAGCCAAGCAAUGGCUUCGAUUCAACAGCUACGAAGAGAGCAGCCAAGCUCAAAUUGACCUGGUAUCGCUCGGCAAUCCCCAUUUCUCCUACGACGAGAUGGCAAGACUAGUGAAACUGUGCUCGGGUCGCAAGAAAGCUGAAGAGACGACAUUUGUCGUCACAUGCAGCCGCGAAAUAUACUCCCGCGCUGCUAAGGAUGGCUUCAUCACACAGCUGGAGGACUUUGGAGCCCUGAUUGUGACUGAUACAUGCUGGUGUAUGAUUCAGGAGCCGGUGAUUCCGCCGCAUUCGCGAACAAUUCUGACAAAUUCGGCCAAAUAUGCGCACUAUGGAAAGGGACUGACUGGCCGCCAAGUUCGGUUCGGAGGGUUGGCACAGUGUGUGGAUGCGACAUGCUCGGGCAAGGUGCAGAAUAGUUUGCCCAAGUGGUUGGUAGAUGCGAGUGCUGAGACUUUGAAAGCAUAG
Messenger RNA from Penicillium argentinense, 1782 nucleotides. Its product is annotated as Aconitase/3-isopropylmalate dehydratase large subunit alpha/beta/alpha subdomain 1/3. The record is from RefSeq and is a predicted model, not a curated record. The coding region runs from base 1 to 1782 and encodes 593 amino acids. The transcript is spliced from 3 exons. NCBI's taxonomy places the organism in Eukaryota, Fungi, Ascomycota, Eurotiomycetes, Eurotiales, Aspergillaceae.